AUGGCUCUGCAGCAUGACAACCCGUCCUCUCCACGAUCAUCAAGCGGUCUUGAAGAGUCACCCAAAGGAACACCAGAUACUCGAAUGACGACGAUUUCGCCAGAAGGGUCAAAGGAAAAGUGUGCUGGACUUCUUCAUACCCUUUCGCUGUCCCACUGCACCAGGACAUCACCAAUGGCAAUGGAAAUUGACAAGCAAUUCGGCUCUGAUGCGGCGCAAGAGAUGGACCCAUUUGUGACACCUCGACACAGGAACAGCACAAGGCUGUCACCAACUGCGUCAAGUUUCAGUCCAUAUAGGCAUGAGAGCAGUCUCAAUGAAGUUGGUAGAACCAAUCCAGUUGCUACUGCACUCAGCACUGAGCUGGGACUAUCCAGGUGCAUUCUCGUAUCAUCAGACAUUCCGUUGGCUGCUGAGCAGGUCAGGGCUUGGCUAGAUGAAUUUGACCUUCAUGCUCGGCGAAUUUAUGGACAUUGGAGCAUGGACACGGAAAAUGGAAAUGUUUAUGUUCAAUUUUGGGACAUAAGGGAUGCCUGCUCUACCCUGACAAAUAUUUUGAUGUCUAGAAAGGGCUGGAAGAUUAAAUAUUGUGAAGCUUCCCACAAAGUUCAGGGUGCAAGUUCUGAGCCUGAAUCUGUCGCACUGAGCUCCGGUCAGAUUCUUGUGACGGCUACCGUGGCUCCUAAUGCCAUCUCUGAUAGCGGCCAGAUCUUCAAUAUCGCCCAGAGUUUUCUCCAUUCGUACGGGCGGCUUUUCGCCUUCAUCCGAAUUCCAAAGGCAUCAAACAACUCCCCUCUCAGAGCUAUUGCAGAAUUUUGUGAUUUAUCUCACGCGGCGAAGGUGACCGCGAACUGCGCUCACGUUACCACACCUGAGGGCGUGCAUUUGGCGAUUUCGCCAUACGAACCCUGCAACGAUGUUGUGCCGUCACCUAAAUCUAUUCUAGGUAUCCACGGGCCAAAGACGGAGACUCGCUUACAUCAUGAUCAGAGGCCCCAAGAACAUUUCGGUUCCGCUGCUCGAUCUGCCCUACCAGCAGAAGGAGGAAGGGGUCAGCAAUUCACAAUGUACCCUUUAAUGUUCCAGUCACCUUUUGUUGCAAAUGUCCCAUAUAUUCUGGACUCACUUGCGCCUGGAAGUAGCCAGGUUCCUGCGUCGCCGAUGAGUACCCUGGCCGCAACUUAUCCUGUCCUGGGUUCCCUGUAUCAUGCACCUCCCUCUCCGGCCCUGACUGUGCAGAAGAAUUUCAGCCCGUCAAGAGCAGCAGCGGGCUUUUUUCGAUCUGACGGCCGGAGACAAAAUGCAACCAGAAUUACUAGAUCUCCGUACAACAAUCUGACAAACCACCACAAUUACGUUGAUAUCAACCGUAUUCGAGACGGCAUUGAUGUCCGCACAACGAUUAUGCUUCGCAAUAUUCCCAAUAAGGUGGACCAAGCUAUGCUGAAAAGAAUUAUAGACGAGCCCAGUUGGGGAAAAUACGACUUCAUGUAUUUGCGUAUAGACUUUGCCAAUGACUGCAAUGUUGGCUACGCGUUCGUUAAUUUUGUGGAUCCGUUAGACAUAAUCGACGUCAGUUUCUCAUAUGUCUGGAAAAGACUAGCAGCAGCUAACCGAGACCAAACUAUCCAGGGUAAAGACUGUCUGGUCCAGAAGUUUAGGAACAGCUCCGUCAUGCUGGAAGCUCCACAUUAUCGCCCAAAGCUUUACUUUACGUGUAAUGGCCCUCGACCCGAGCUGGCCGGCCAGGAAGAGCCAUUUCCGAGCCCGGAUAACCAAUCGAAGAUGAAAAGGAGCUGUGAAAAUGCAGAGCAUGUGGGACUAUUCACACCCAAUGCCGGACAGCACUAUCGUGACGAGCAGCGGCGCAGACGAUCUCAAUACGACCGUGGAACUAGGCUUGCCGCCCUCGAGGAAUACGACUACGAAGCUGCAAUCCAAAACCUAUACAAUGUUGCACCACAUUGA
Messenger RNA from Pochonia chlamydosporia 170, 1968 nucleotides. RefSeq names its product meiosis protein MEI2. Lineage: Eukaryota; Fungi; Ascomycota; Sordariomycetes; Hypocreales; Clavicipitaceae. The record is from RefSeq and is a predicted model, not a curated record. The coding region runs from base 1 to 1968 and encodes 655 amino acids. The transcript has 10 exons. Gene Ontology annotation, molecular function: nucleic acid binding.